GCGGCGGUGUAAGCCGGCUGUAGUUGUAGGUUGUAGUUGUAGGUGAGCUCAGCCUCUCAGCUCUCAGCUCACUCAGGACUCACCGGCUCACUGAGAGGAGGUCACGGCUCUCUCUCUUUCAGGGUUUAGCGCCCAAACUGGAGUGUUUCUUGUCAGGUUUUCGUUUAUAAACUACGUGAAAUGAUUUGACCGAGAAAUGAAGCACAGCCCGGACGAGUUUCGUGGAGCUACGAGGCGACAAACCGGCGGAAAGAGUCUCGGUGUCUGGUGAAGCUACAGGUAGGAGCCGUUAACCGGGGAGACGAGCUACAAGCUAGCCAGCGGAGGAGAGCGGCUUCCGGGCCAGGAGCAUGACUGAGCAGCAGGAGCAGAGCGAAGAAACAGGCCUGAUCGCAACACAGGACCUGGACCACUCCAAGGACGACGACGCACACGGCCACUUCAGGUUUCAGCUGAUUGAAGACCUGUCCUAUGAAGAUGUGAAGAAAUGUUACCGAGGCUCGGUGAGUCAGGUGCAUGUAGACUUAGCGGUAGACAAGUCUUCCAUCUCGGUGCCCCGUACUGACCGGCGACAGGGGGCACAGUGUGUGUCUUGCAGCGGGUUGCUCCAGGCCUUGGAUGUGCGCGAGUGUGUGUGUGUGUACGGUGCCAACGUGCUGAGCCUGGUGCAGAGCUCGCGUCCUCUGAGGGAGAGGGUGGUGUCUGCGGCGAGCGGAGCCAGAGUGGCCGGUGGUGGCGGAGUGGCCGGUGUUGCUGGUGGGGCCGUGCAGGCAGGCCGGUCCGCCAAGGAGCUGCUCAUGACUCUGCCCUGUCCCUCUGCACAGACUGUCAGCAAGUACAACUCGCAGUACCACAAACUGUUCCAGUGUGUGCCCAAGGAUGAGAUCCUCAUGAAAGUGUACUCCUGUGCUCUUCUCAGAGAUAUUCUCCUACAAGGCCGGCUCUACAUUUCCAGAAACUGGCUGUGUUUCUAUGCCAACCUCUUCGGCAAGGACAUCAAGGUGGCUAUCCCUGUCGUUUCUGUGAGGCUGGUGAAGAAGCACAAAACAGCGGGCCUCGUGCCCAAUGGCUUGGCUAUCACCACAGACACGGGCCAGAAGUAUGUAUUUGUAUCUCUGCUAUCAAGAGACAGUGUAUAUGACGUCCUCCGCAGGAUCUGCACACACCUACAGGUCAAUGGGAAGAGUCUGAGCUUGAAGCAGUUCAUGGAGGAGCCGACCUUAUCGCUGGACGAGUUCCCGGUUCCAGACGAGUUCCCAGUGGUUGAUGAAUUCCCAUCAGUGUUAAAGUGGAGAAGGAAACCCUCAGUGGUGUCUGUGUCGUCCUCCCUUCCUGACCUGCUGGGGACCUCCACCAGCAGCCUGAGCGCCGUAGACGCACCCUUCAAAUCAGAGCAGCCGCUGGAAGAGCGAGCUCUGCAAACAGACAGAGGUCUUUUAUCAGAGCCACUGGCGGAGCUGGGCCAGAUGGAGUACCAGCUGCUCAAGUUCUUCACCCUGCUUAUUAUCCUCCUCAUCCUGUCUUCGUGCUACCUGGCCUUCCGUGUGUGCAGUCUGGAGCAGCAGCUGUCCUUCCUCAGUAACCCAAAUCUGCCCCUGAGAGAGAGGUAACCACUGCUCUCCGCUGUGACCCAUCGGAUUGGCGGCUGUUUUCUCCUCUCGUGCUCGGAGCUGACGAUGCCCUCCUGCAAAGAUCCAGGACCAGCUUUAGAGCCCCAGAAAACCCUGCACCAACACGAAGGAGCAACAUCAACCCGAGUCCCUUCCCCUCCGCAGAAUGACUUCCUACUUAGUGAUCACUUCCAGACUAUGCAAACAGACUGUCUAUUUAUUUCUGAUUUUUAAAGUAGGUUUUACUGUAGCUUAUGAUUGUCUACCAUGGCCUAUCCCCCUCCCAGACAUCUGUAACCACAUGACUCUGCAGUGUAGACCUCUAUACACUAAAGCAGUGAGCAGAUUGCAGUUGAAGCUGCUGUUUGAUGAAGUUUAGGAGCGGUGAUGGAGAAGAGAGGUGAGGAUGGAAAGGUAAGGUAAGAGAUAAUUCAACACAUUAAUUACUUGAAAAGUAAAGAUAUUUCAGGUGAGUUGUUGACUGACAAGUGGACUAAACCAAAUGUUUUCUGCUGAGAUCUUGACAUAGCCCUCAGUAGAACGGCUAAAACAAGCUACGACAAUGCACUUUUUAAUAUAUGUCCACAUUAUUUCAAAUAUAUGUCACUGUUUUAAGACUUUAGAUCUAUUUUAUUCUUGAUAUUAGGUACUCAGUUGUCAUUUGUGAGGGUAUUUAUGGAAAGAAGUCGUGUUGACUGAAUGAAGUUACCUGUCAUUUAACUGUAAUGUGCUGGAGCGAGAACACCACUUGUGGGUGUUAACUAUAAUGUGAAUGAGAUGGUUAGGUGCAUAAUUUCUGUUUUUAGUUGUACUAAUCUGCUGUAUGAAAGGAGUUUUAUACAUUUUAAAUGAAGUCACCAAAGACUUAAAAAUUACACAUUGAGGUUGAUGAGAUUAUAUCUUUGUCUGAAGAUAUAUUUAAUGAUUUUGCACACAUGGGUAGAAUGUAGUCCUAGACUCGUUUGUGAAAUCCCUAUGAAUUAAAUUGGCAACAAAAUAUAGAUGAACGAAAAAUG
Molecule: messenger RNA, 2626 nt
Organism: Sebastes umbrosus (honeycomb rockfish)
Lineage: Eukaryota; Metazoa; Chordata; Actinopteri; Perciformes; Sebastidae
Gene: gramd2aa
Product: GRAM domain containing 2Aa
Exons: 12
Coding region: 351-1610 (419 amino acids)
Biological process (GO): regulation of store-operated calcium entry
Cellular component (GO): extrinsic component of cytoplasmic side of plasma membrane; endoplasmic reticulum membrane; organelle membrane contact site
Molecular function (GO): phosphatidylinositol-4,5-bisphosphate binding
Source: RefSeq, a predicted model, not a curated record